AUGACAAAACGUUCGCGCUCUGAGCCGACUGGCGAGGAUCUCCUCGCCACACGGCGGAAGCUCCCAAUCUGGUCGGCGCGGCGCGCUCUGCUCCGUGAGGUGGCCGCCGCAGAGACGCUCAUCCUCACUGGCGAGACGGGCUCGGGCAAGAGCACGCAGGUUCCGCAGUUCCUGCACGCCGCCGGCUACACCGAGGCCGGCGCAGUGGGCAUAACGCAGCCGCGCCGCGUCGCCGCCGUCUCUCUCGCGCGCCGCGUCGCCGCCGAGCAGGCCUGUCCCGUCGGCUCGCUCGUCGGCUACGCCGUCCGCUUCGACGAGAGUUUUGACCGGAGGCCUCCGAAGCGCGGCGGCACAGCCAUCAAAUUUGUGACCGACGGGAUGCUCCUGCGCGAGGCCGCCUCCGACCCGCUGCUCUCCGCCUACUCUGCGCUCAUCGUUGACGAGGCGCACGAGCGCUCCCUCGCCUCUGACGUGGUCCUGGCGCUGCUCAAGUCGGCCCAGGCGCGGCGCCGAUCGGCCAACGGAGGCGGCGCAGGCCCGCUGAAACUGGUCGUCAUGUCGGCGACGCUCGAGGUCGACACCUUUUGCGCCUUCUUUGACGGCGCGCCCGCGGUGCAGGUCCUGGGGCGAUCUCACCCGGUCGAGGUGCUCCACGCCGCGGAGCCGUGCGAGGACUACCUCGAGGCGGUGGUGACGACGGUGCUGCAGAUCCACCAGCUCGAGCCGGCCGGAGACGUCCUCGUCUUUCUCACUGGCGAGGACGACAUCUCCGCCGCCGCCGCCGCCAUCGAGGCGCGCGCGCGGCUGCUGCCGGCCACGUCGCCGACGCUGCUCCCGUUGCCGCUCUACGCCGCCCUCUCGCCAGCGGCGCAGAUGGAAGCGCUCGCUCCGGCUCCUCCGAACACUCGCAAGGCGCUUGCCAGGGCUCGCUUGCUUCACACGCCGGCGGUUCUCGCGACAAACAUCGCCGAGACGUCCCUCACCAUCGAGGGGGUCGUGUACGUCGCGUACCAUGCCGCCCGACGGGUCGACUCGCUGCUGCAGCUGCCAAUCUCGCGCGCCGCCGCGCUGCAGCGCGCCGGCCGCGCAGGCCGCGUCUCGGCAGGCAAGUGCUUCCGCCUCUACACCGAGCGCACCUUCGAGGCGCGGCCGCCCUCCUGCAACGCCCUCCUGCAACGCCCUCCUGCAACGCCCUCCUGCAACGCCCUCCCCUGCCGCCUUGCGCGCGCCUCCGUGGACGAUCUCGAGGAGGCCACGGCGCCCGAGGUGCUUCGCCGCUCCCUCUCGGCGACGGUGCUCUCCCUCCUCUCGCUCGGCGUCAAGGACGUGCUCUCCUUCGAGUUCCUGACCCCGCCACCCGCCGACGCGCUCGCGGCGGCGCUCGAGGCGAGCUCCUCGCACUGCGCGCCCUUGACAACAGCGGCGCGCUCACGGCGGACGGCCGCUUGCUCGCCCGGUUGCCGCUCGAGCCGAUCCACGGCCGAGCCUUGCUCGCCGCGCGGGGCGGGCGUGUCCUUGGGCCGAUGCUCUCCCUGCUCGGCGUGUUGCGCUCUCUUCCACUCGCCGCACUCGCACCGCGAGGCUGCCGACGAGUCGAGGCUCCGCUUCCGCUCUCCCGGCGGCGACACGCUCACCGCGCUGCACGUGGUGUCAGCGUACGACGCGGCGAGCGGCGGCGGCAAGGCGCGCGGCGAGGGCCGCCGCUGGGCCGAGGCCAACUUCCUCAACUGGCGCACUCUCGAGACGGCGGUGCAGGUGCGCACGCAGCUCGUCGCCACCGCGCGCAGGCUUGGCCUCGGCGACGGCGACGGGCGCGUGCCCGACGGGGUGGCGAGCGCCGCGCAACCGCUCAGCUCCGAGGAGUCGGUCGAGUUGCGCCGCGCGCUGGCCGCUGCCUUCUUCCUGCAGGCGGCGGUGCGUCGCCCGAGCGGGGACUAUGUGACCCUCGUCUCGAGGCAGACGGUCUCAAUCCACCCCUCGUCGGCCCUCUUCUCGCGCCGCGCGCCUUGCGUGCUCUAUAACGAGCUCGUCUUCACCACGCGGCUCUAUAUGCGCGACCUCACCACGAUCGAGGCCGCUUGGCUCGCGGAGGUGGCGCCGCACUUCUUCAAGAGCGGAGCGGCGGCAGCGGCGACAGGCGCCGCGCCCUCUGCGGGACAGCCGCGAAUGCGCAUCCACGGGGGCGGCAGCUUCAGGUGA
Emiliania huxleyi CCMP1516 is the source of this 2199-nucleotide messenger RNA. RefSeq lists its product as hypothetical. Bases 1 to 2199 code for a protein of 732 amino acids. The record is from RefSeq and is a predicted model, not a curated record. Gene Ontology annotation, cellular component: intracellular anatomical structure; nucleolus. Gene Ontology annotation, biological process: positive regulation of transcription by RNA polymerase I. The transcript has 9 exons. Lineage: Eukaryota; Haptophyta; Isochrysidales; Noelaerhabdaceae. Gene Ontology annotation, molecular function: RNA binding.